AUGGUGUCAAUGGAAGUACCAGGAGUUGUGAUGAUAAGGGAAAAUGCAACCCUGCAACUGGAAUUCAUUCCUUUGCCUUUUGGUUUAUCGUCUUAUGUCGCAUGUGAAGCUUCUUUCAUCAGUCUUGCAGCUCCAUUUAUAGAUGAUAAUGCUCCUCACAAACAGAAAGCUGUGUGGCUUGGUGUGUUUUACAUGUGCAUACCAAGUGGUGUUGCUUUGGGCUAUGUCUAUGGCGGAUACGUUGGAAAGCAUUUUAGUUGGCGCUAUGCGUUUUGGGGAGAAGCUGUAUUAGUGGCUCCAUUUGUUGUUCUUGGUUUCUUGAUGAAACCUUUACAGUUAAAAGGGUUUCCUUCUACUGAUUCUAUAAAGAUGGCUUCAUCAGUUGAGACAUCUAAAAACAAAAAUCAUCUUCAAGCUGGUGGUAAUGAGAUUGAGGUCUCCAUUGAAACUUACAAGUCAAGUUACAAGAACGCAGUUUCGAAAUCGUUUACUCAAUUUGGGAAAGAUACGAAAGUUCUAUGUAAAGAAAAAGUCUUUGUUGUUAAUUUCUUAGGUUAUGUAUCAUACAACUUUGUUAUUGGAGCAUACUCGUAUUGGGGACCAAAGGCUGGUUAUAACAUUUACAAAAUGAAAAACGCUGAUAUGAUCUUUGGGGCACUAACUAUCAUUUGUGGGAUCAUUGGGACAUUAUCAGGAGGGUUUAUACUUGAUCGUUUCACUGCAACAAUUCCAAAUGCUUUCAAGCUUUUAUCCGGAGCAACGUUUCUUGGAGCGAUCUUUUGCUUCACUGCAUUUACCUUAAAGAGUUUAUACGGUUUCAUCGCUCUCUUUGCCUUAGGAGAGCUUCUUGUGUUUGCUACACAGGCUCCUGUGAAUUAUGUGUGUUUGCAUUGUGUGGAACCAAGUUUGAGACCAUUAUCAAUGGCGAUCUCUACCGUUGCGAUUCACAUAUUUGGCGAUGUUCCUUCUUCUCCUCUUGUCGGUAUCGUUCAGGAUCAUAUAAACAGUUGGAGAAAAACAGCAUUGAUUCUUACAUUGGUUCUGUUCUUAGCUGCUGCAAUAUGGUUUAUAGGGAUAUUUAUAAACAGUGUAGAUCGGUUUAAUGGAGAAGAAAGUGAAAGUGAGAAGCAGAGGAGGCAAGAACAAUCGAUUGUAACUCCAUAAAUGAAUAAAUACUAUAUAGCAAAAGUAGAGAAAUCUGUGUGUAUUUGUACAGUUACAAAACACAAUGAGCCAAAUCUCACACAAAAGCUUCAAAUUUGCAUGGAAAAACUUGAGUUACACGUUUCAGGCUGUAUAAUUCUUUUUUAUUGGUUGUAUAGAAUGUGAUCAUUGUGCUUCUUCUCAGUUCUUUAUCUUUUUUUCCUAUAAAAUCUUCUCGAUAUCAUUUUCUUCUGGAUUUAUGUUCUUGUUUUUGUCGUCUUCUUUCACUUGAUUAUUCUCUAAAAAAAGAUCUUCUGCUUUCUCAUGAAUUCUCAUGUACCGCUUUC
This is a messenger RNA of Thlaspi arvense, 1490 nucleotides long. The record is from the annotation of a GenBank genome assembly. Lineage: Eukaryota; Viridiplantae; Streptophyta; Magnoliopsida; Brassicales; Brassicaceae.